Ostrea edulis (European flat oyster) is the source of this 948-nucleotide messenger RNA. RefSeq names its product RWD domain-containing protein 1-like. The coding region runs from base 205 to 909 and encodes 234 amino acids. Gene Ontology annotation, molecular function: protein binding. The transcript has 7 exons. Gene Ontology annotation, biological process: cytoplasmic translation. The record is from RefSeq and is a predicted model, not a curated record. Lineage: Eukaryota; Metazoa; Mollusca; Bivalvia; Ostreida; Ostreidae.
AACCAGACGAUGGACAACUCAUUAAAAUUUUCAGGCGAGCUAAACUGACCGCUAUGCACUUUUCGGUCGGGCUCGGAAACCACAUCGAGCAACAAUCAUUCGUGAAACAGCGUUUGUGAUUAGUCAAUCGACGUCUCUGCAACUAAUCAAAAUACGUGUUAAGUCUUUUGAUGGCAUCUGCAGUACACAUGUGGAAGAAGAAAAAUGACAGAUUUUAAAGAAGAGCAAAACAACGAAAUAGAAGCUUUAGAAUCUAUCUACCCAGAAGAAAUAGAGGUGCUGAAGACGGAACCGUAUCAUGUGUUUACCAUAACAAUUCAUUCUCAAGAGUCUGAUCAAUCAGUGGAAGAAGCAGAUGAAGCGACCUGUGUGGUUCAGUUCACAUAUGUAGAGAAGUACCCAGAGGAACCCCUAGUGUUUGAAGUCAUUGAAAGUGAGAAUCUGGAAGAUGAUCAGCUGGAGGAAAUCACCAGUCUCAUCAACGAACAGAUAGAGGAGAACCUGGGAAUGGUAGUGGUGUUCACAGUUGUGUCAGUCUUACAAGAAAAACUGACCGUAAUGGUGGAAGACACGAAGAAGAGGAGACAGGAAGAGGCAGAUAGAAAACAACGGGCGCUGGAGGAAGCAGAACAGAAACGUUUUGAAGGCACAAAAGUCACAGUGGAGACAUUUUUAGCAUGGAAGGCAAAAUUUGAUGCCGAAAUGGCAGAACUGAAGAAGGAAAAAAUUCAGAAAGAAAAAACAAAGGGUUUAACAGGAAAAGAAAUGUUCUUGAAAGACUCUUCCAUGAUAGAUUCAGAUUUAAAGCUUUUAGAAUCAGAGGAGGAUAGUGUACAGGUAGACGAAUCCCUAUUCCAGGACAUGGAUGACCUCGACCUUGAGGAAGACCUUGAAGAAGCAGGAGAUUGAUGAUAAUUUAUAACUUAGCCUAUUAAAUUUGUAAAUAUU